AUGAUUCUACUAUAUUUUGUUGUUUCAUUCAUUUUAACAAUAAACUGUCAAUUUUUGAAUGAUCAAACGAAUUCUGUAUAUCUUACUCCAAAUAAUUGCUCAAGCAUUAGCUACUUCGAUGCAACGCAAAUGAGUUGUGUUGAAUGUGGCUUACAUCAAGUAGCGAACAUUGAAAAAACAAAAUGUGUUUGUGAAAAAGGAUUUCAAUCUACAGAGGUUUCUAAACAAGGAAUAACAUGCCAACCAUGUCCAGACGGAUAUCAUUGUGAACCUUGUACAGAAAGUUUUUGUUUCUGUGAGUCGCAUGAGAUAUUUGAAAUUAUUGACGAUGGAUUGUUCCAAUGCAAAUCCUGUCCAAAUGGCACUUUUCCAAAUUCGGAUCAGAGCAUAUGUCAUGCCUGCGACGACAUGUCGUGCACGUGCUCCAAUGAGCCCGAAAAGUGCCCAACUGUUUACUCUUCGCAGAAGUAUUCUGCCAUCAUUCAGGAUCAAAACAGAAUAAUGGAGAAAUCAAGUUUUUUGGAUGAAAAUAUGGGUAAAGCCGUGCUGAAUUGCGAGAAUGGUUCAAAAAGGGGUUGCCAGAUGGUUGCUAAUUUUUGUGUUCUACAAAACUUUGAAAGACAAGAGGGCACUGCAUGUGCUGCGCUUGAGCAACUGCAAAAGACCUUGAGCAUUUGGCCUUAUACUAAUUUUCCUUUGUAUUUCCCCGGUGACGCAGAGUCUGAGCUGAAUAAGGAAUACAUCCAGCAAUUGUACGUGAUGAAUGAGCAGCAUGAGCAAGGACGUUUAGAUUUUGCUUUAGCGAUAUAUGACAUUGAAGGGAACUUCGUGGAAAUGGAAAAUCCGGCCGAGAGUUUUCAUUUAUGCACCGAUAGCUUGAAGUCAUCUGAUUCAAUAGCAUUUGGAAGGAGAUAUCUGAAGCAAUGUCUUGUUAGUUAUAAAAACAAAUUGAAACAACGGAGCGGAUACUUCUACGAGCCUUAUAUUGUUUACAAAUCGACGGAUGGAACUAAGCUUAAGUAUAAUAUUCCGAUACUUAAUAGGAAUCUGCGCUCCAACGGACAACAACCGAAUUUAAACAAUAACAUGGACAAAUGGAUAUUAACAAAACGAUUCUAUCUUCUUGAUGAUUACACUUUGCUGAACUACAAUAGUUCAACGAUUAACUUAAGAUACGCUUCCGAUAUUGUUUUACAUGUUCCUAUUCGAGUUUCUCGGGACGGUCAUAUCAACAAUCCGUAUAUGGAAAUAAUCUACCAGGAUGUUCGAAGUGUUGAUGUCAAUGUAAUGGUUAGAGCUUCAUUCCAAGUAGUUUAUGAAAUUGACCCAACACGUCAUGACAAAGACGUCGAAAUAACCAUGGCAGUGAUUGCUCCUAUUUCUAUCUUGUGGGCUGCUCUACGGGGGUAUAGUUGGGGACGAAGAAAUGGAAAACAACUAUUAUCUGAUGCGUCUACAAUUGUUAAUUUCCUCUUAUUUUCUGCUGCAAUUCUUAGUGAUGUAUUUUUGCUGCUCACGGCUAUAAUAGCCAUUUGGAUUACAGUUUCAUAUAAGAUGCAAACAUACAUGUUCUACGUACUUAUCAACGAGGGACAGGAAACCAACAUCGCGAGAUAUUUGAUAACUGCACUGGUACUAAAGUUCGUAACUCUGAUUCAUCGGCAUAUAGUUUUGUCUAAUCAACAAACUUUCUUCAUUGAUUGGGAGAAGCCAAAAAUUGAUCAGGUUGCAAACAAGCUUACUCCUCCAUCAUUCGAUAUAACGAGAAAUAGUAGAGAACAAUCUGUCGUUGUUUGGAGGACCUAUCUAGUUGCCAACGAAUGGAAUGAGCUACAGAACUACCGGAAAACUUCACUCUCAUUCCAACUGAUAUGUUUGAUGUUUUGUAUGGAAUAUUUAGGUUGGAGCAACUUUGCUCUAGCUGAAUCUGGCUUCUCGACAGAAGCUAGUGUUCCUGAAGUUCAGUCUACUUUCUUAACACGCUAUGCCACCCUCAUAUCGGUUUACGGGAUCAUAUUGUUAUUUCAAUGGAUUAUCCAGGUUACUAUCAUAGAACGACUCAUUCUGGAUCCAUUUCAUAACUUCAUAGAUUUAUGUUCUAUUUCGAAUAUUAGUGUUCUCACGUUAACAGAUUCUUUGUUCGGUUAUUACAUCCAUGGGAGGUCGGUGCAUGGUACUGCUGAUACCGGUAUGGCAGAUAUGAACAACUUUCUUCAGAAAGAACGAGACAAUUUGUGCGGGAAUAGAGGUCUCGAAGCAGGAUCUGACCUACAAACUUUCUUGGUGAGCUUGCCUCCGAAUUUUCGGAAAAAGUAUGAUGAAAUCAUGCUUUCUGUGAAUGCGAAUCAAGCAGCAGCUCGCAUAAAUGGAGUUGACGUCGCGACAGCCAAGAUGGCUAAUACUGUCAGAGUUCAUCAGCAAAUGACAGUUUUUCUACAAGAACUCGUUGAUCAUUCCUUGACUGAUUUGGAUUACGUUAUCAGGAAUCGUACUUUCGUCGAAUAUUUGUUUGAUGUUGAUAUUGGAGAUACUUCGCAGACAGGCAAUCUUAUCAGGGAGACAUCAGAAAUUGCUUUCUCCAGGUGUUUCCUAUAUGGCAACGAAUGGGUUAAUCAAUCUUUCGAAGCAGCACUAACAUGUGUCCUAAAUCUGUAUUUCAACAACUUGAAAGUCUCGUGUGCUAUCACAUUCGUACUUUCGAACACUAUAAGGACGUUGUUCGCAUGGAUCAAUACAAACAAUCUCGUAAAAACGUCUUUAAUUGACAAAAGAUUUUUAAUCUGA
Messenger RNA from Auanema sp. JU1783, 2784 nucleotides. The record is from the annotation of a GenBank genome assembly. NCBI's taxonomy places the organism in Eukaryota, Metazoa, Nematoda, Chromadorea, Rhabditida, Rhabditidae.